AAAUGUGACGAGAAACCGGACGCAGAUGGCCAGUGCCAGACCUGUGUUCGUCUUCGCCUCCAAUGCCUAGGCUUUGGUGCAAAACGUCCUGAGUGGAUGCGCGUAACGAUGGAACCGGAAUUCUCAAUGCUCGAAGUAAUGGGCUGCGACAACUUGACGUUCUUGGCACUCGCCGAAAUAUCAGCGCUCGCGGCCUGGAAAGACGAGGAGACGAAACACCAAACACUGAGCUCCGUUGAGCUAGUCAGACGGGGAUUCGACAUCGAAGGGCGAUACUUGCAGGCGAUCUCCAGGACUGGAUCGAACACCUCUCAAGAACGGUCGGGUGCAAUGGCUGAUUCACUCGAGAAUAGAAGGCGGCUUACUGCAGACAUCUUCCGUGCGUCGGCGCGACUUUAUUUGCACACUGUUUUGAGCGGGGACAAGCCGAGUGUGCGGGAGAUCAGGGAAGGAGUUAGCGAAACGCUUAAUGCUCUGAUGCGCGUCCCCAAUGAUCCGAAGCCCUUGAGGCGGUCCGUAGUGCGAAGCGUUGUGUUUCCAAUUUGCCUUGCAGGCUGCAUGACCGAUGAUCGCACAGAAAGGGACGCGUUCAGGAAAGUAUUGGAUUGCGAGGGUGGAGCGGGUAAUUGCACGUCUGUCGUGGAGGUGAUGGAAAUUGUUUGGCAGCGUCGGGAUGCCGCGUACAAUGCGCAGAAGCGGCGAAGCGGACGUCGGCCCGUGGAGCACGUGGAUGACGUGAACUGGCGAGACGUUCUAAAGGAACACGGCGGCGGAGUGCCCAUUCUCCUGGUAUGA
This is a messenger RNA of Fomitiporia mediterranea MF3/22, 795 nucleotides long. RefSeq lists its product as uncharacterized. Gene Ontology annotation, cellular component: nucleus. The record is from RefSeq and is a predicted model, not a curated record. The transcript is spliced from 2 exons. Gene Ontology annotation, molecular function: transcription cis-regulatory region binding; DNA-binding transcription factor activity. Lineage: Eukaryota; Fungi; Basidiomycota; Agaricomycetes; Hymenochaetales; Hymenochaetaceae. The annotation marks the transcript as partial. Gene Ontology annotation, biological process: positive regulation of transcription by RNA polymerase II.